Lotus japonicus is the source of this 2104-nucleotide messenger RNA. RefSeq lists its product as uncharacterized. The record is from RefSeq and is a predicted model, not a curated record. Bases 78 to 1883 code for a protein of 601 amino acids. NCBI's taxonomy places the organism in Eukaryota, Viridiplantae, Streptophyta, Magnoliopsida, Fabales, Fabaceae. Gene Ontology annotation, cellular component: endoplasmic reticulum. The transcript has 10 exons. Gene Ontology annotation, molecular function: 4 iron, 4 sulfur cluster binding; tRNA (N(6)-L-threonylcarbamoyladenosine(37)-C(2))-methylthiotransferase activity. Gene Ontology annotation, biological process: tRNA methylthiolation.
GAAAUUGAUUUCUAGGGCGGAGGGUGGGUGUGUGCAGUGCAGAGUGCAGAGAAGGAGAAUCGAGGUGAGGAGAGGAAAUGGAGGACAUUGAGGAUAUGCUGAUCGGAACCACAACUGGUCACCCGGCAGGCUUUCGUUUGCCAGUAGCGGCAGUUGGUGUUGGCGUUGGAACGAAGAGGAAUCAGCGUUGUUCACCUUGUUCUUCUGCAAUCCCUGGCACUCAGACUAUCUACAUGAAGACCUUCGGCUGCUCUCAUAACCAGAGUGACAGUGAAUAUAUGGCUGGUCAGCUUUCGGCUUUCGGCUAUUCAUUGAGUGAUAACCCCGACGAAGCCGAUCUAUGGCUCAUCAACACUUGCACAGUCAAAUCCCCAAGUCAAUCUGCCAUGGACACCAUCAUAGCAAAAGGUAAAUCUUCAAAUAAACCACUAGUUGUUUCUGGCUGUGUACCUCAAGGAAGUCGAGAUUUGAAAGAGCUCGACGGGAUCAGCAUAGUUGGAGUCCAGCAAAUUCAUCGUGUUGUUGAAGUUGUAGAGGAGACUUUAAAAGGUCAUGAAGUGCGUCUUUUGACCCGUAAGACAUUGCCAGCACUUGACCUUCCAAAGGUGAGAAAGAACAAGUUUGUUGAGAUUCUUCCAAUUAAUGUUGGUUGUUUAGGUGCGUGCACUUAUUGCAAGACAAAGCAUGCUCGGGGUCACCUAGGGAGUUACACUAUAGAUAGCCUUGUUGGGCGUGUAAAAUCUGUCAUAUCUGAUGGAGUUAAAGAGAUUUGGCUAAGCAGUGAAGACACUGGAGCUUAUGGUCGUGACAUUGGUGCCAAUCUUCCAAAUUUAUUGAAUGCAUUAGUAGCAGAACUACCACCUAAUGCGAGCACUAUGCUUCGUAUCGGAAUGACCAAUCCUCCUUUUAUCCUUGAGCACUUGAAAGAGAUAGCAGAGAUUUUGCGGCAUCCAUGUGUGUAUUCUUUUUUGCAUGUACCAGUUCAGUCUGGAAGUGAUACUAUUUUGAGUGCAAUGAAUCGGGAAUAUACUGUGAGUGAGUUCAGGACUGUUGUAGAUACCUUAACUGAGCUUGUGCCAGGGAUGCAGAUUGCCACCGAUAUAAUAUGUGGAUUUCCUGGUGAAACUGAUGAGGAUUUUUCACAAACUGUCAACCUCAUCAAAGAGUACAAGUUCUCUCAAGUUCAUAUUUCACAAUUUUAUCCUCGACCAGGGACACCUGCUGCAAGGAUGAAAAAGGUUCCAAGUAAUGUGGUGAAGAGAAGAAGCCGUGAACUGACCAAUGUUUUUGAAGCCUUCACACCAUACUCUGGGAUGGAAGGCAAAGUGGAAAGAAUCUGGAUUACUGAUGUUGCAUCUGAUGGAGUUCACUUGGUUGGUCAUACGAAGGGAUAUAUACAAGUUCUUGUAAUUGCUCCAGACUAUAUGCUGGGAACUUCAGCUAUGGUUAAAAUAACAUCUGUUGGAAGGUGGUCAGUUUUUGGGGAAGUAAUUGAGAUGGUCAACCAUGUAAGUGAUGAUAAAGUCGUAAACAAGCAGGAUCCCAAUCAGGACAUGCAAGAGCCAGAAUCUUGUGCUUGUGGAAAUGAUAUUGACAGCUGCUGUGGUCAGAGUAAUCUCGAUAAGAAUGAUCAGUCAAGAGGCCCUGCAGAGCCACAGAGUCAAAACAGUAGAAAUUUCAUCGGAUGGAUACUGAGGAAGCGGAAGCAUCUGCACAAAGGGGUAGAGAGUGAACUUGCGUCCGGAUCUGUUCAAAAUCAAGAAGGGAGCAUGAAAAAGUUGGACUUUGUUGACAAGGCUCUUUUGAGCGGAAUAUCUAUCAGCAUCUUUAUGAUUAUUGCUAUAGUAGCUGCUCUUACGUUUAGGGUUAUUUGGUCCCAGUAAAAGGCUAUUAGUUUCUAAUUUUUCCUGAAUCAAAUUGUCAUUCUAAAGUUUUGACUUACAAAUUGGUUAGAUUUUAUCUAGUGUUUGCACAUGUAUUCUUCUGCAAAAUCCCACCCACAUUGCUUUAGAUUUUGUGGUAGUUGUAUUGAUAUGGUAUGGUUCAUAGAAAAUCCAUUUUGGACAUGUUUUGUGAAGGCAAACGAAUAGCUUCUUUUGCAAUA